GGCGGCCGCCGGCCCCGCUCGCCGCGCCUGAUUGGCCGAGCCGCUGUCAGUAGUAAAAAAGUAUCAGAUGGCAAACUUGGGCCCUUCAUAAAGGCGUGGUGGCGAUACUCCGCGAUCGCUGUCAGCCUAUGACAUCAGCGGGGCACGCCUGGGAUGCCGCCGCUCCCGGCCGGACUCGGUGGAGGAGGAGGGUCCCGCCGGCUCAGAGGCAGUUAGCCCCGCGCGGCGAGGGGGGAGCCGCCAGCCUUCCGGGGACACCGCUCUCGGCCGCUGGCUGCCACUGUCCUCCUGCCCAGGGGCGCUCCCGGAGAGGUGGAUGAAUUCUGGGUUGUUAGCUGCGCUCCGCUGGGCUCCGGGAGCCCGUUCCUGGUGGAAAACAGGGGGCGUCUGGCAGAGGGACCAGCGGCUCGUGGACACUCAACAUGACGCUCCUGGGGUCUGAGCAUUCCUUGCUGAUUAGGAGCAAAUUCAGAUCAGUUUUGCAGUUGCGACUUCAACAGAGAAGGACCCAGGAACAACUUGCUAACCAAGGCAUAACACCACCACUGAAAAGCCCAACUGAAUUCCAUGAGCAAAGAAAACAUUUGGAUAGUGACAAGACUGAAGACGCGCUGAAGCACAAGGUCAGAAACAGGCCUGACUGCGCGGACGUGGUUAAUAUGCACGUACUUCAAGCCUCCACUACAGAGAGGUCCAUCCCAACUGCUCAGAUGAAGCUGAAGAGAGCCCGACUUGCAGAUGAUCUCAACGAAAAGAUUGCUCUCCGGCCAGGGCCACUGGAGUUGGUGGAGAAGAACAUACUGCCCGUGGACUCUGCUGUGAAAGAGGCCAUAAAAGGUAACCAGGUGAGUCUCUCCAAAUCUGCAGAUGCCUUUGCCUUCGAGGAGGACAGCAGCAGUGAUGGGCUUUCUCCAGACCAGACUCGAAGCGAAGACCCCCAGGGCUCAGCAGGAUCCCCAGCGGACACCAAAGCUUCGGAGACCCCGUUAGCAGGUCCUGCUCUGGGGGCAGUCCAGGAUCAUUCUUCUGGCUCGGAAAAUGACAAGAAUGACUCAGCCUCACAGCUCAGCAACCAGUCAGACGCGGGCAAGCAAGGGCUUGGGACCCUGGGCCCCUCCAGUGCUGGGCACACUGCUGUGAAGUCCAAGUCCUUGAGCGACAGUAAGAACCGCCACAAAAAGCCCAAGGACCCCAAGCCCAAGGUGAAGAAGCUCAAAUAUCACCAGUACAUCCCCCCAGACCAGAAGGCCGAGAAGUCGCCUCCGCCCAUGGACUCCGCCUACGCCCGGCUGCUGCAGCAGCAACAGCUGUUUCUACAGCUCCAAAUCCUCAGCCAGCAGGAACAGCACCGGCUCAGCUACCCUGGGAUUCACCAAGCUCAGCUCAAGGAACCAAACGAACAGAUGGUCAGAAAUCCAAACUCCACUUCAGCACCACUGAGCAAUACCCCUUUGUCUCCUGUCAAAAACAGCUUUUCUGGACAAACUGGUGUCUCUUCUCUCAAACCAGGCCCCCUCCCAUCAAACCUAGAUGAUCUGAAGGUGUCCGAGUUGAGACAGCAGCUUCGCCUCCGGGGCCUGCCGGUGUCUGGGACCAAGACGGCGCUCAUGGACCGGCUGCGGCCCUUCCAGGACUGUUCGGGGACCCCUGUGCCCAGCUUCGGUGACAUCACGACGGUCACCUUCCCCGUGACGCCCAGCAGCGCGCUGCCCGGCUACCAGCCCUCCCCGCCCGCCAGCGCCUUACCCAACGGCUUGUACCACUUCGGCAGCACCAGCUCAAGCCCCCCGAUCUCGCCCGCCUCCUCCGACCUGUCGGCCGCGGGGUCCCUGCCGGACACCUUCAACGACGCGUCCCCGUCCCUCUGCCUGCACCCGUCCCCGGCCCCCGCGUGCGCCGAGGAGAGCCCACUGGGCGGCCUGGGCGCGGGCCCCCCGGCCCCCGAGCUGGACGCGCCGGACUCGGAGAAGGACAAGAUGCUGGUGGAGAAGCAGAAGGUGAUCAACGAGCUCACCUGGAAGCUACAGCAGGAGCAGCGGCACGUAGAGCAGUUGCGAAUGCAACUGCAGAAGCAGAAGAGGGGCCUCGGGCCCGAGAGGCCGCCCCCCUUCCUGGCCGUGCCGGUCAAGCAGGAGGACGCCGUCCCCAGCUGUCCAUUUGCGCCCCAGCCGAGACCUGGGAAGAGACCGGGCCCUGCUCCCUGCGCCUCCGAGGCCCCGGGCCGCCCCGACGCCCUCCCCUCCACGUUUCUCAGCCCCCAGUGCUCCCCUCAGCACUCCCCGCUGGGGGCCGUCCAAAGCCCCCAGCACAUCAGCUUGCCCCCGUCCCCCAACAGCCACUACUUCCUUCCCUCUUCGUCGGGGGGCACGCAAGGAGAGGGUCACAGGGUCUCCUCACCUGUGGGCAGCCAGGCAUGCGCGGCACAGAACUCAGGGGCACAUGAGGGCCAUCCUCCAAGCUUCUCUCCCCAGCCUUCCAGCCUCCACCCCCCUUUCUCUGGAACCCAAGCGGACAGCAAUCAUGGCACUGGGGGCAAUCCUUGUCCCAAAAGCCCAGGUGUCCAGCAAAAGAUGGCUGGUCUGCACUCUUCUGACAAGACAGGGCCAAAGUUUUCAAUUCCUUCCCCUCCUUUUUCCAAGCCAACAUCAGCAGUUCCAGAGAUAACACAGCCUCCAUCGUACGAAGAUGCAGUAAAGCAGCAAGUGACUCGGAGUCAGCAGAUAGAUGAUCUCCUGGAUGUCCUCAUUGAAAGUGGAGAAAUGCCAGCUGAUGCUAGGGAGGAUCAUUCAUGUCUUCAAAAAGUCCCCAAGAUAGCCGGGUCUUCCCGAAGCCCUAACGCCGCCCUCUCCAAACCCUCAUCUUCAGGAGGCCAACUCUCCUUCGAUCACUAUGGUACCGACAGUGAUGAGCACCUUGAAGUCUUAUUAAAUUCCCAGAGCCCCUUGGGGAAGGUGAGCGAUGUGGCCCUUCUAAAAAUCGGGCACGAAGAGCCUCCUUUUGACGGGAUAAUGGAUGGAUUCUCCGGGAAGGCAGCAGAAGACCUCUUCAGCGCGCACGAGAUCUUGCCAGGCCCCCUCUCCCCGAUGCAGACUCAGUUUUCACCUUCCUCUGCAGACAGCAGUGGGCUGCGGCUAAGCUUCACCGAAUCUCCUUGGGAAACCAUGGAGUGGCUGGACCUUACUCCACCCAGUUCUACACCAAGCUUCAGCUCCCUGGGCCCCAGCGGCCCCAGCAUCUUUAACAUUGAUUUCUUGGACGUCACGGAUCUCAAUUUGAAUUCCCCCAUGGACCUUCAUUUACAGCAGUGGUAGAUAAUGUCUGAUGAAGAGGUGCUUAGGCAGACCCAUGGGGAUGCCAUGGGGAAAAUCACACAACCAAAAACGCUCCUGUCAUCCAAAAGGAGGAAGAGGUAGGCGAGGAGGAGGAGGAGAAGGAGGAGGAGGAGAAGGGGAGAAGGAGAAAAUUAAAAAGACACGAUGGAGACUUCUGUGACAGUCAUGGAGAGCAAAUAGGAGUCUUUAGAUCUAUGUAAAAUGUAAUAUUUACCAGCGUGCAGUAACUGUUCAUGAUUUCAGCUGUGCACUCAGAUAUGUGAUUUCUGAGAUCAAGAAUGCCAAAAAAAAAAAAAAAAACCUAAAAUUCUUUCACUGCCUUUUCAAACACCAGAGUUUUUGUAGCCCAUAAUUUUUCUCAGGCAUUGUUUGGGCGUGAUCGCGCUUCGUAUGCUUUUCUCGUGAAUUUAUACUGUGGAAAGGAAAUGUAGCUCUUUUGGAGUACAGGGAGUAUAGCAUAACCAUCAAAGUUUCUGGAAGAUUCACUCAGUGAUGGAGGCUGUGUUUCAGCACCCCCUUCCCUGUCUUUCCAAAUAGAAGUCAGGCCCGACUUCAGUUGGGUGCUGGAGAUAGAAUAGAGGGACAGAGCCAACCCAUUCCCAAGGAAGUGGAAUCAACUCGGUGUCUCUUGGCCACAAAGCUGCCCCAUUGGGGUGGUUCCAAUUCUGGACCCAGGAUUACCAUGUGGUCACUGAUAGCAAUGAACCUAUGUUUGGUCCACCCAGAAUUUCCCUCUUUCUCAACCAGUAGCCCAAUCACUCCUGCUGUCUCUGUGGUGAUAAGCACCACAAAACAGCCAAGAACCUGAAAGCAAACAAAAACCAAAACCCCCUGCCAUAUGGAACAUUCCCCAACACAACCCCCCUUUAGUUUCAAAGACUGGAGAUGAUCCCACGAUCACAUGGGAAGAACAUCUCUAGCUUCGGGAAGCCAUGGCGGGAUCAUUCAGACAAGCUAUAGAGAACACUGUUUCACGUGUCAUGAGAAUAAACACCAUGGAUUACUAUAGCCGGAUGACUAAUUAUGGAAGUCCAACUUUUCUUGGAGGGUGGAAGGGGGCCCACCUGUUUUAUCUUUUCCCACUGAACUUUUCUUUCAAGAUACCAAUCUUUUCUUGCUCCCCUUUUGAAACUCCUUCUUUUUCUGCCCCAACUUGGACAGGAGAGGACUCCAGAUCUAACAAGGUGCCAUACCCCUAAUAAGCCAUAUUUUAAAAAGCUGAAACUCCAGGCUCUCCUGGAGAACUCAUUCUCCAUAUGCAUAAUUUGCUUCAAAAAGCCGAAAGAAUGUCCUUGCAGUGAGGGGGGAAGGAUAACCUUGGGGUCCUCCGUCCCAAAGCUCAUUCUUCAGUCAUUUGAUUUACUGCAGUCAUCAAUUUGGGUGGUUCAGGGGAAAUUGGAAAUUAUUACGUUGUAAAAAUCGAUGUGAACGAUAUUUACCAGGAGAGAGGAUUUCAGGUCUUGGUGGUGAAAGGAAACAGAGUCGCACGCACAUGGAAAACGAGGGAAGGAAGAAUGACAAUUUUUCUCGCGUGCGUUCCUCAUUAUCUUGUGCUUUUGCUGGGAGUUGUUUUCAGCUCAAGUGGCAAGGCAGUCUCUCUAAAGCUCACUGUGGCUCCCAGCUCAGCGUUUUCUAGUGUUGCAUGCUGUAGAAAGUAGCUAUUGCUGGUUUGGUUGUUGUUGUUGUUGUUGUUGUCGUUGUUGUUGUUGUUGUUUUAAUUUAAAUCACUAAGGCACUGUUUUCUUCUUUUGUAAAAAAAAAAAAAAAUUCACUGUGCACUUACGGAGAAAAUAACCAAAAAUGUUGUGAUUUUAGAAGUUCUCUCUUGGAGAAACCAAAGAUUUAGAAGUCAUUCCAUUGUUACCUUGUAAACAUGUGUGAACACCGAGUGUUUUUGGUGACUAGUAAUCUGAAAGCUUCCAGAGCUUAUGGGGGGGCAGGGUAGGUAUGCAUAUGUGUAUAGAUAUAUACAGAUGCAUAUGUCUGUGCGCAUAUGUGUGUGCAUAUAUACAGGGAUAUGUAUAUAUCUAUACAUAUAUGUGCAGUUGUGUGUCUCUUGAAAAGCAGUGACACAGAGUCCUGUACCAAAAGCCUUUGAAGCCCCAGUUUGCUGUGAAAUACUUGGCCUUUGUCACUACGAGUUCCCGAUUAAUCAACCAGACUCUACGUUGCCUCCCUGUGACUGACUAACAGCUCCAGCUCAGUGACUCACAGCCACUUGCUUACCAUGAACACGCUCAUCUUGACAAAGAAUACGGAUGUGAAAAGACAGAACUGCUCCCCCAUUAGUGAUACAGUCUCUAGUAGAAAAGCAUCAAAGGGCCAUGAAAAUCGUUUUUACAUUCCUUGAUCUGCAUUGGGCUUUAAGAGAUCCACGUGCUAAAUUCUGCAUUUUGCGGUUCACGUCAGUCAUCGGAACCCAAAAUCUAGAGGGGGAGGAAAGAAUCCCCAGUGUUUUCUGUGAAGCCGAGGAUACGGGGAAGAAAACUUUGUUCGCACAUUCCUCACGUGUGCUUGUCCCUCGGAGGUCAGAGUUUUAUUUUGGAUCUUGACGAAGCUUGCUGGUCAGCCCAUGUUUCAUGUGCCCACGUUGUACCAUUUGUAUGUUUAUGUUUUCUCCCUUUGCUGCCUUUGGAAAACAAACUCACAGUGUCCCUAC
Molecule: messenger RNA, 5991 nt
Organism: Felis catus (domestic cat)
Lineage: Eukaryota; Metazoa; Chordata; Mammalia; Carnivora; Felidae
Gene: MYOCD
Product: myocardin
Exons: 14
Coding region: 423-3311 (962 amino acids)
Biological process (GO): smooth muscle cell differentiation; cardiac muscle cell differentiation
Source: RefSeq, a predicted model, not a curated record